CGGUAGGUAUGAUUUUAUAGAAAAAAUAAUCCUGGUGAUCCCAACUUGCAAAAUCUUGGCAUAUCGAGAAAAAGUACUUGGAAUAUCCAGGUCUCGCCAGAACAUACGAGGGAUAGAGAGAGAGGUAGAUGCGACGGGUUGUGUGGGGAGAUUAACUUUUGAUGGGGAAGAAGGGAUCGCAGAGUUUGAGUUGAGCUGAGAAUCGAGUGACAAGAGUUUUCAGUGUGUGGAGGAAGGAUGUGGGCAGCCUCGUGCUUGGCGUCCUGCUGUGCGGCCUCCACCUGUGGGCUCUGCACCUCCGUGGCCUCCGGCGUCUCCAAGAGGUCUGCUAGGCUUGCCUACUGCGGCCUCUUUGCUCUUUUUCUCGUCCUUUCUUGGGUACUGGGAGAAGUCGCCUAUCCUCUUCUGGAGAAAAUCCCUUGGAUCAAUGAUUUUUCCUCUACACCAAGCAAAGAAUGGUUCCAAACAGAUGCUGUUCUUCGUGUAAGCCUGGGGAAUUUCUUGUUUUUCGUUAUAUUUGCCCUUAUCAUGAUUGGGGUCAAGGACCAGAAUGAUAAACGAGAUGCAUGGCACCAUGGUUGCUGGAUUGUUAAGCUGGUCAUAUGGGCAUUGCUCAUAGUUCUUAUGUUCUUUGUUCCGAACAUUGUCAUUACAAUCUACGAGACUUUAUGUAAAUUUGGUUCGGGGGUGUUUUUACUGGUUCAAGUGAUUAUACUUCUUGAGUUUUUGCAUGCUUGGAAUGAUGCCUGGGUUGAAAAAGACGAACAGAAAUGGUAUAUAGCAUUGCUUUCCAUAUCAGUCGUUUGCUACCUGGCAGCCUUUGCAUUCUGCGGAGUUCUCUUCCACUGGUUCAAUCCAUCAGGACAAGACUGUGGCCUUAACAUUUUCUUCAUCACCAUGUCAAUGAUUCUAGCAUUCGCAUUUGCUGUCAUUUCCUUGCAUCCACAGGUGAACGGUAGCCUCUUGCCUGCUUCUGUGAUUUCUGUGUACUGUGCAUACUUGUGCUACUCUGGUCUCUCUAGUGAGCCUCGAGCUUAUGCCUGCAACGGUCUCCACAACCAUUCAGCUGUUUCACUGAGUUCCCUUAUUCUGGGAAUGCUCAUGACAGUCCUUUCUGUUGUCUACUCUGCUGUUCGAGCUGGAUCUUCGACUACGUUUCUCUCACCUCCAUCGUCUCCAAAGUCAGAGAAAGCACCUCUUCUACCAUCUAAAGAUGUCGAGAACAGCAAGGAAGAUGGGAAGAAAGACAAGGAGAAGAAGGAAGAAGCGAGGCCUGUUACAUAUUCCUAUACGUUCUUCCAUCUUAUUUUUGCGCUUGCUAGCAUGUACUCUGCAAUGCUUCUAACUGGAUGGACCAGCUCUUCCUCAAAUAGUGAUGAGCUUGUUGACGUGGGGUGGACGUCAGUUUGGGUUCGCAUCUGCACAGAGUGGUUGACUGCUGCACUUUAUAUUUGGACUCUAAUUGCUCCUUUGGUGUUACCUGAUCGUGAAUUUUCAUAAGAAGUUCAUAGAUGCUCAAAGCAUGUGUACUAUGGCAAUGAUUAGUGUUAAUAGUUGGGAGCUGAACUUGUCCAUCUUGAUGAUUUGUAUAUAGAUAACUCUAUGCUCUCCUGUCAGUUCUUUCUUUUCUUUCAAAUCUAAUUGUACUAUCGAAUAGAAAAAUAGACACGAUUGCACCUGAUAGAUC
Molecule: messenger RNA, 1687 nt
Organism: Nymphaea colorata (pocket water lily)
Lineage: Eukaryota; Viridiplantae; Streptophyta; Magnoliopsida; Nymphaeales; Nymphaeaceae
Exons: 6
Coding region: 238-1500 (420 amino acids)
Cellular component (GO): membrane
Source: RefSeq, a predicted model, not a curated record